Gastrolobium bilobum is the source of this 680-nucleotide messenger RNA. Its product is annotated as EPIDERMAL PATTERNING FACTOR-like protein 8. NCBI's taxonomy places the organism in Eukaryota, Viridiplantae, Streptophyta, Magnoliopsida, Fabales, Fabaceae. Gene Ontology annotation, biological process: stomatal complex development; guard cell differentiation. The transcript has 2 exons. The coding region runs from base 241 to 567 and encodes 108 amino acids. The record is from RefSeq and is a predicted model, not a curated record.
GUCAUUCACACUGAAAACCUCAAGUCAGAGCAGCUAUUGUUCUUUAAAAAAAAAACUUCACAGACCAAACUCUUCUAUUUGGAACCCUUAAAAAUUGAUAAGAUGCAUUGUCUCAAUGAUCAAAAUCAAACCCCUCAUCAUCCCUACGAUUGCACAAAGCCAUUUUUUCUUCCUAUCUCUUUCUCCCAAAACCCCAUGUUCACACUUCUUUGCUGAUCAUUCUUUUCUUGUUUUUGAUUUAUGGAUUCACCAAAAAUAUACCCCAAUGGACUAAAAACUUCAGUGACUCUGAUUCUCAUAAUAUCUCUCACGUUCUUUCCUUCUAAUUCAGCAUGGUUACCUUCAAUGAAAGAAAGCAAGGAUCUGAUGCAAAAGAAAUUAGUAUUGGGAUCAAGGCCUCCUCGGUGUGUUAACAAAUGCUUGAGCUGCAGGCCUUGCAUGGCUGCUUUAGUUAUCUCCCCUCAUAACAGAGUUGGUCAUAUUCACAAGGCAACAGCUCAAAGAGACGAGGGCUAUUAUCUUCUCUCAUGGAAAUGCAAAUGCGGUAACAAGUUCUUUCAACCCUGAAAGUUGAUUGUGCCUCAGAUAUAGUGAGAUAACUAUAGUUUUUAAGCUUGAGCAAUUUUUUGUGUACCUGGUGUGUGGUAUGAAUCAAAAUCAACAACUGUUUCUAUUCCAAA